This is a messenger RNA of Lachancea sp. 'fantastica', 1695 nucleotides long. The record is from the annotation of a GenBank genome assembly. Lineage: Eukaryota; Fungi; Ascomycota; Saccharomycetes; Saccharomycetales; Saccharomycetaceae.
AUGCCUAGAAAGAAGUCUGCGGCCAAAAAAGCCAGAGAAAACGCUGGUAAGGCUGGGUCAGACACUCGCACAGUGGACGCGAGUCCGGCUCUGCAGAAACAGGCUCCAACAACGUCACGAAAGGCUGAAAAGCAGGCUGCUCAAAGCGAUGGUAGUGACACGGAAGAUUCAAGCUCUGAGGAAGAAGAUGACUUCGGUGAACUCGUCACAGAAGAGGUGGAAGACGGGUUUAAGCAAGUGUUAGCAGCGAUCAAAAACAAUGAUAAAGCCCUGUUUGACCCGUCAGUUCGCUUUUUCGAUGACCCGGAAAAAGCUGCUGCGGAAGUGGCCAAGCAACGUAAGGAGAAACCCGUUUUCUUGAAAGACUAUCAUCGGAUGAAUAUUCUAUCCGGAGAAACGUUCAAAGACGACGAUGACGACAACGACGCCAAAGAAAUGGAAACCGUGGAUGGCAAACAAUCGUUUGUGUCGGAGCAAAGAGAAGGUAAAACCAAGCUUUUGAAUGAAAUUAAUGAUCAGUUUAAGCAAGACGAAGCAUCUGGCGAAGACGGUGAUGACGACGACUUUUUGGUGAAAAAAGAGCCCAAACAGCGUAAAGCGCGCUCAGAAAGCAUUCUCCCAAAUCCAGAAGAGAACGAUGAAGAGUUUUUGCAGGCUUUUGUGAGCAAACAUGCUUGGGUACCUCAGCAGGGUGAUAAAGAUAUAAAUCUAGAUGACCCAGGUAUGCAGGAUGACGAGGAAUUUGAAGACGCAGCCGAGCAGUUCGAAAACGCAUACAAUUUCCGUUAUGAGGAUCCUAAUGCGGCAGAAAUCAUAUCGUAUGCCCGUAACCAGGCGACUUUGAGAAGAGGUAAUGACAACUCUCGUAGACGUAAGAGAGAUGAGGAGAAGAAACUGGCACAAGCUGAAAAGAAGGACAAAGAUACCCAAGUUCAAAAGAAGAAAACAGAAAAGGUCAAUAAGCUCACUGAUGUUUUGGAGCAGGUCAAAAAGGAAUAUGGUGCUGAUAUAGACGAAGCAAUGGUCAAGAAACUCACCAGCUCGCUCAUCAACGGAGACUUCGAAGACAAUCAAUGGGAUGCAGUUGUCAGCGAACUUUUCAACGACGAAUACUACAACCAAAAAAGCAAGCCUACGUGGGACGAGAAUGAUGAGAUAAUGGGGGACUUUUACCAAAACGAAGGUGAUAAAGAGGGCGAGGAAAGUGUUGAUGAAGAAGAGCUUCCAGCUAAGAAGAAGUCAAGAAAGGACAAGAAGCAAGAAAAGUCGUCUCAGAAGAAGGAAAAGAAAAAAAUCUCAGAAAUGGUCGAGAAAGCUGUUGAUAACGAAAAGCUUGCACUUGUUGAUCAGGUCGAGGAAGAGAGAAAAUCUCGUUCAAGGACAAAAGAUGACGGUGAGAUGAAGUUUCGGUACCGAGAGGUGUCGCCUGAGUCAUUUGGGCUUUCUUACAGAGAGAUUUUCGCUGCCGAUGAUACUGAUCUGAACGAUUUCAUCGGUCUCAAGAAAUUUGCACCUUACAGAGCCAAAGAACUGCGGGCGAAAGAUCGCCGUAAGGUCACAAAAAGCCGACGCGUAAGAGAGUGGAGGAAGAAGACUUUUGGCACCGAGGAGCCAAUAGAAGAUGUUGAAAGUCUUCCAAUCCCAGACAAGAAAAGUAAGCAUUCCAAAAAGACAAACAGUACCCACAAUCAAUAG